Molecule: messenger RNA, 492 nt
Organism: Gregarina niphandrodes
Lineage: Eukaryota; Apicomplexa; Conoidasida; Eugregarinorida; Gregarinidae
Exons: 2
Coding region: 1-492 (163 amino acids)
Source: RefSeq, a predicted model, not a curated record
AUGUGUUUUCACGACAGAGAGUUCGGCGACUACUCAGAUCAGAUUGGCAUUCCCAAGAUAGUGAAACGGAUAGUAGGUGAAACGGAUAGUUUUGCCAGUCGCGACGCCCUCGACCUUAAUCCGACAUCAGGAACGGUUUCCAGCCCGGGCGUUGAACCCGGCUCGUGGGAAUACCUCAGAUCCCUAUGCGAUGCUUUGAAAGAUCCCCUUCUCUUGGCUUACCACUGCGGGUAUCUGACGCUCUUAUCUUAUAACAAGCCAUUUGACGUAUACGAAGUAGCCUUCCCGAACGACGAAGUCAAAUUUGGAGUUCUGAAACUUGCAGCUCCGUUAUGUAUGUCCAAGAAGAUGAGUAGAUCUUUCAUUCGGGACCUGUGUAGGCAGCUGCAGUUUGGCAAGAUCGAGCCUUUCUUCAAGACGUUGGGGAAGUACUUCAAACACGUCCCGAGUCCAGGUGUAAGGAUGAUGGCCGUUGCCGUUGUAUAUUCUUAA